AUGGAGGGUCCACGCGUUGUUGUACUAGUAGUGCUCCUGCUCUUCAUCUUUCUCACACCCGAUCAGCCGGCUCAGCGACGGGCCUUCGUUGACGUUGAAACCCUCCAAAGCAGGCGCGAGACUGAGCUUGACGUCUUAACAAAUGGCUCCUAUGGCCAGUUCAACCCGUCAAUUGACAGUUGGCUCAAUUUGACUGGAUUUCGGAAGGGCGAUGGCUACCAAUGGGACACAUUGGCAAAGGUCCAGCAAUGGAGCCGUAACCAGUUCGAUGCUGCCUGGAAAGGACUUGAUCGCACGAAAGGGCUGCCCAUCUACGACCAAUUUUCUGGCGAAAUUCGUGGCGAUUUCAUUCAAGUCCAACCUCCUAAUAUGACGCCCCAUCUCAACUUGACAGUCCUCGACCCUAAGAAGGAGUACAUGACUGAGGUGUACGAGCGCAAUGUGACCGAGCCAAAGGGUGAACUGACUCUGUCACUGUUCGACUUGAACCCAGUGGCGAGUCAUGAAUCUUCCUCUAUCAAAGCAGAUUUUUCCAUGUGGACUGAUUCUGCUCCUGGCAAUGGUUGGCAAGCUAGGCUUCAAGGUGUUCACCUACCCUCAGGCCAAGUCAUCAUGUCCACCACCACCUCAAAAUUCGAUGCGCUCUUUGCCCUUCCCCACUUUGCCUUGGACGCGGAGACUUUCAAUUCCUCCAUUGGAGUCAUGAACCGUACGGUACACCGUGCAUGGCAAACGUCAUUAGAGGACAUGUCUGACGGUCUCGCAUUUGCUCCCCAGUGUGAGCUGAUCGUCUGGCUUCAGCCAAAACCUCAUCGAUACGAUGGUCUUGAUUCCUCUCAGACAACCAUCUUUCUUCAACAGGUGGAAAAGGAAUUGAAAACUCCCCUGGGUGCUCCUAUCGGCCAACCACCACUCCUCUCUUUCUCCGCAGUCGUCUUUUCCCCAGACUGUGGGUAUGUCUUGGAAGCAAGUUCUCUCUUCGGUCCCAAAAUCGAAGCAUACUGGACCUUGGCGCAAAGACUUGUAUUCUCGUUCGUCAUGGUCAUCGCUCUCCAGAUUGCACUACUCAAAAGACAGAUGGAGAAGGCUGCAACUCCCUCAACAAAGAGUCGAAUCGCAUAUCAGGGCGUUGUCAUUGCUGCACUUGGAGAUGGACUUCUCCUAUUUGCACUUAUUGCUCUGCUCAUGAUCGACGAAGCAGCGUUCCUUACCAUAGCGUCGGCUGCUUUUCUCGCCUGUAUUCAUGUCGCAUUUCUUGAAGUCAAGUUUGUGUUUGACAUUUGGACUGUUCAAGUCGGUGAUCCUGCACGUGCCGAGCAGGAGCGACAAAGAAGGGCACAACAAGCUGCAGUUCCAGCUCCUGCUACAGCAACUGGUACAGCUGCUGGCACCACAACUUUAUCUACACCCCCUCCAGCAACCACAAUCCAACUUCCUGGGAGCUUACCCCUACCAGUGACCGCACCCCAACCUGAAGGUGCAAAUCCCAUCAUCAUCCCUUCAGACCAGGGUAGUCCACUUCAGGCCGAAAUACCCAGUACCCGUGCAUCAUUCGCUGCCAUCUACAGCAGAUUCUAUUUCUCUCUCGUCGUUCUCAUGUUCUUUUCCCUGUGGGCAUUGUCUUGGCCCCGUCCAUUGAGAUCUGCCUACACCAAUGUACUCAUCUUCGCCUACUUCUCCUUCUGGUGGCCACAGAUUUAUCGCAAUACUAUGCGGAACUGUCGCAAAGCAUUGACGUGGGAAUAUGUUAUUGGGUCUAGCCUAUUACGAGCCAUACCAGUCUUGUAUUGGUAUUUUGCGGAUCACAACAUCUUGUCCACAGAUACCAGUCCAAGUACCGCUUUCAUCCUAUUGGGGUGGCUCUGGCUUCAGGCUUCCAUUCUACUCAGCCAACAGUUUCUUGGUCCUCGCCUCCUCGUUCGUGAGUCUUGGUGCCCACCAGCUUAUGACUACCACCCAGUUCUUCGGGAAGAUGACGUGGAAGCUGGUGGUAUGUCGAUUGGGUUGCUUGCAUCCGCAUCGGAGGCCAAGGACAAGGAUGACAAGACCCGCAAAGUUUUCGAUUGUGCCAUCUGCAUGAACGAGAUUGACGUACCAGUCUUGGCUAAGUCCGACGGUUCUGGGGGAGGGAUUGGUAGAGGAACAGGUGCUACAUGGCUUGAGCAAAGGAAUUAUAUGGUCACACCCUGCCGGCAUAUCUUCCAUGCCGACUGUUUGGAAGGAUGGAUGAAUCUGAGGCUUGUUUGCCCCGUCUGCAGGGAAGCAUUGCCACCGCUUUAA
Messenger RNA from Exophiala bonariae, 2280 nucleotides. RefSeq lists its product as uncharacterized. The record is from RefSeq and is a predicted model, not a curated record. The coding region runs from base 1 to 2280 and encodes 759 amino acids. The transcript has a single exon. NCBI's taxonomy places the organism in Eukaryota, Fungi, Ascomycota, Eurotiomycetes, Chaetothyriales, Herpotrichiellaceae.